AUGGACAAAUCUCAAAUCAUUGCUCUAGCGCUAAAUAUACUCAACACAAAUAGUUGUGUUAGUGAUUUUGGCAUUCAUAUUCCGAAAAUGAAACCAUGCAAUUUAUGCGAACAAGAGCUCAUCACACAACCGGAUGGGUUAAUCAAAGAAUUUACCAUGAUUUCGGAAGUCAAACUUCCAUGGAUGUGGACGCUGAUGUAUUACUUACGCUCAAACGAAUUAGAAAUGUUAGACGAAGAGGUGCAAAUACUGGGUCAGAAAAAACGUUCUAGGGAAGUUAACAGAGGUAAUGAAACGGACGCAUCUCUUGCAUCUACCGCAUCUACCGAAAAAUCAUCUUGCAAAAAGGCUAAAAAGACUGGUGGAAAGAAAGAAUCAGAUAAGCUAAAAAAAUUUAUCGAAGAAUAA
This is a messenger RNA of Rhizophagus irregularis DAOM 181602=DAOM 197198, 408 nucleotides long. Lineage: Eukaryota; Fungi; Glomeromycota; Glomeromycetes; Glomerales; Glomeraceae. The record is from RefSeq and is a predicted model, not a curated record.